GGAAGUGUUUGCUGUCGAGAAUAAGAACAUGCAAUCAGCAUACAACAUGGGUUCGAAUGGGUAGAAUAACAAUGAAACGGGCCAAGUAAAAAUAUUUUUAUUAUGUUACGUUUUUAUUAUAAACUUUGUGAUUGUGCCAAUAACGAGUGUAAUGUAUUUCUGGAGAUGCCUCUUUGCGCGCGAACCUUUAACAGUGCGGAUAAUAAGCACAAUAAAUUCUGGAAGAUCUCUGAUACACUGCUCAAGUAAUAUUUGUUUUUCAAAAAUGUGCCAUUGGCGAGAAAAUGUUUAUCGAGUGGGGAAGACGCAAUUAAAAGUGCCAGAACAUAGGACAAAAAUGUAUUUCAGAACUUCCUCAAGAUUAAUUUCACCAUACUUAGACAGACACUUACUUCUUCCUCUGGAAUAUAUCAGUGUCAGGGAUUUCAGCACUUUUUCUGUGGAACCUACUCAAACGUUAUCAGUAUCACAAGUCAAAAAGAUCUUAAAAAAUAAUAACAUUGCCUUCAGUGAUGGUUAUACUUGUUUGCAUGUGGAGUGUCCUGUGUGCAAUCACAUUUCUUCUCAAAAGAGUGACAGUAAAGUAUACGUCAACAAAAAGACAGGGUUUGCAGUUUGUUUUAAUUGUGGUUAUACAAGUCAUUGGGAUUCACUAGAAAAGGUAUUACUGUUAGCAAAAAGAAGUAAAAACAAAUUACCUGAAGACCUCGAAGCUUUGAAAGGUUUAUGUGUUCCAAAUCAAAGUUACAUUGAUAAAUGGAAUACUGUAUGUGAAGAAAGUACACAGCUUGACUCUUUUUCAGAUGUUGAUCGUAUGGAAAUACUCAUUAAGUUUAGUCUUCCAAAUGUACCAUCAUCUAUUGUGAAACAAGUUCAGGUUCGUGUUGAUAAAUCACAAUCUCUCUUAUAUUUUCCUCUUUUUAAUGCUGGAGGCCAUGUUGCUGGAUAUAAAAUAUAUAAAAAGAAAGGUUUGGAAGAGACUGUACCAUCUGUGAACAGUGGGGGAUUAUUAGUUAUCAAUCCACAAAGAUGUAGUAAAUUGGAUACUGCAGUUAUUGUAUCCUCACUAAAAGAUGCCUUGGCUUUAGCUAGUCAGAAGCUGACUUGUAGCACUAUCUGUCUUCCACAUGGUGAAGGGACUCUUCCGCAACACGUUCUGCCGGCUCUGGAGCGCUUUAAGAAGCUUGUCCUCUGGUUUGGAAACUCUGUCCAAUGCUGGGAUGCUGCUCGUCAUUUGGCUAGGAAAUUGGGUGAAGGGCGAUGCUUCUUCGUGAGGCCCACGGAGGAUCAGCCAGCUCCUCAUGAGGCGCUUGGAGUCGGUGCAGACCUCAAGACAAUGGUAGCACAAGCGAAACCCAUAUGGCACAGAGCAAUAACCACUUUCUCGUCUCUUCGACACGAUGUUCUGGCCGAGUUGCAAAACGUGGAAAAAGUUGAAGGAGUGAAAUGGAAACGUUUUCCAAUGCUCAAUAAAAUUUUGAAGGGCCAUCGUCGUGGAGAAUUCACUGUUCUAACAGGUCCCACUGGAUCUGGAAAAACUACAUUCAUGAGUGAAUACUCUCUUGAUUUGGCUUCUCAAGGAGUCACCACAUUGUGGGGCAGCUUUGAAAUUCGCAAUAUAAGAUUAGCUCGCACAAUGCUUCAUCAGCUCGCUGGAAUCUCUUUUAACAGCAGUCUGGACCGCUUUGAGCAAUGGGCUGAUGAAUUUGAGAAGUUACCUGUGUAUUUCAUGACUUUUCAUGGUCAGCAACCUGUUCGUGUCGUAAUGGAGGCAGUGGAACAUGCAGCUUAUGUGCACGAUAUUGCCCAUGUUAUAAUUGAUAACGUUCAGUUUAUGAUGGGUAUAUCAGAAGAACCACCAAAGUAUGCUGAUCGUUUCUGGAAACAGGAUGCUAUCAUCACAGCAUUUCGAGGCUUUGCAACACGUGCAAAUUGCCAUGUUACAUUAGUCAUGCACCCCCGCAAAGAGCAAUCCUUGGAACUGCUAACUGUACAUUCAAUAUUUGGAAGUGCUAAGGCCUCACAGGAAGCUGAUAAUGUUCUAAUUAUUCAAGACCGGAGGCUUUCUUCAAUCAGGGGAAAGAAGUAUUUGCAAGUGGCCAAGAAUCGUUAUAGUGGUGAUUUGGGUGUGAUGCCGUUAGAAUUUGACAAAGAUAGUCUGAGCUUCAGUAUUCGCAAAAAGAAAAGUAAAGAAUCUACUAGUACUGAACCAGCUAGCAAAGAGAAAUAAAAAUAUUACUUUUCAUAGAAUAAA
Gryllus bimaculatus (two-spotted cricket) is the source of this 2254-nucleotide messenger RNA. The record is from the annotation of a GenBank genome assembly. Lineage: Eukaryota; Metazoa; Arthropoda; Insecta; Orthoptera; Gryllidae.